UCAUGGCUCAAUCAAUUCAGUACCUGCUUCUCCUCUUAGGAGCCUUUGCAACACUCAUACAGGCGUCACCACAAGCAAAGCCACCGCUCCCUUACUGCGACAUGAAGCAGAUCCACACCAUGAACGUUGCCAACUGCCGCUGCCGGCCUCAUUACAAGGGUUGCUUCACGGCGGCCAGGACCUGCCACAUGGACAUUCCAAACAGACACACCAACAGUUACUACCCCGGGUGCACCGACAACGACAAGCUCUGCCUCGGAUGCGGGCUCUGGUUCCAUACGCUGUGCGACUGCGUCAAGGGCCCAUCCGGCUGCACUCACCAGGGAACGGUGCAGCCGAACGGCGAUCAGGUGUGGUUCCUGACGCCCGUGGGCGAGAAGCUCGUCACCACGACGGACAUUCUCCCCGGCAUCCUGGAGAUGGCCGACAACCCGGCAAAGUACGGGGAAUCGUGGAACUUUGCGCAGAAGUACUACGAUCCCGGCAGCGAGGCGCUGGCGCUCAACUCGGUCCGCGCGAGGACGCACGAGCAGUUCCACAUCCACGUCUGCAAGAAGCCCGACGUCAAGAAGGACGCCAAGGUCCUCAAGAUUCUCGACACGGCCAAGCACAACACGGGGCCGACGCUGGAGCAGGUCGGGAACAAUGACCUCUGGUGCAGGACGGUGACAAAGGGCAACGGUCCCGUUCGGCACUUUGCGGAGGCCAUCCAGGCGUUUCUGGCGACGGGGCAGCUUUGCAAGGGGCUUGCUGGGGCGGCGAUUAUACGGGAUGCGCAUGAGAAUUUGUGGGCGUGUGUGACUGGGGACCAGCAUGGGCCGUUGGCUCAAUUCUGUGCUGGCAAGUAG
Molecule: messenger RNA, 848 nt
Organism: Trichoderma reesei QM6a
Lineage: Eukaryota; Fungi; Ascomycota; Sordariomycetes; Hypocreales; Hypocreaceae
Exons: 1
Coding region: 3-848 (281 amino acids)
Source: RefSeq, a predicted model, not a curated record